Messenger RNA from Humulus lupulus (European hop), 2944 nucleotides. RefSeq names its product putative disease resistance protein At1g50180. NCBI's taxonomy places the organism in Eukaryota, Viridiplantae, Streptophyta, Magnoliopsida, Rosales, Cannabaceae. The transcript has 3 exons. The record is from RefSeq and is a predicted model, not a curated record. Gene Ontology annotation, molecular function: ADP binding. Gene Ontology annotation, biological process: defense response to other organism. The coding region runs from base 32 to 2839 and encodes 935 amino acids.
UAGAGAGAAUUCAGAAGAAGAAGAGGAAGAUAUGGCAGACGCUGUUGUUUCCUGUGUGAUUGAAAGACUUGGAGACUUGCUGAUCAAUGAAGCCAAAUUCUUGUGGGGAGUCAAAGGCCAAAUCGAGAAUGCACAGAGCAAGCUGCAAUGUAUGAGCGCUUUCUUACAAGACGCAGACGCUACUGUAAAAAAUGGUGGUGAAACAGUACGCCUUUUGGCUGUCAAAAUCAGAGAUUCUUCUUAUGACUUGGAGGAUGUUAUUGAAACUUAUGUCUUCAAAGUGGCUCUGAAGAAGAACGAAGGUGUGGUGAGUAAACUGAAAAGAUAUGUUUGCAUCUUCAAGCAAGGAAUUGAUGUCUAUAGAGUUGGAUCAAAGAUAAAGGAGAUCUCAUCCAACAUUGAUGCUUGCACUUCAGAAUUACAAAAGUAUGGAGUACAUGAGUCAAUGGUUAAGGCAGCUGAAACAUCUUCAAACCAAGUUCGUGAGCAAAGACGACGGGCUUAUUCUCAUGUUGUGGAGAAUCAUGUUGUUGGCUUUGACGAAAACAUCAAAGAAUUGGUAGCCAUUUUGACUGCAACAGAGAAUCCUCAAAAUCCCAGGGUGAUCUCUAUAUGUGGGAUGGGUGGCUUGGGGAAGACUACCCUAUCCAGAAAAGUUUAUCAUCAUCCUCAAGUCAGGAGUCACUUUGAUUGUUUUGCUUGGGCUUCAAUAUCUCAGCAGUGUAAUAGGCACAACGUCUUGGAAGGAAUUUUAUUUGCUCUCACCAAGAAAAGAAAAAAGAUCAAUGAUGUUAUUGAUGAUGAAGAAUUAGUACAGGAGAUUUACAACUUUCUGAAAGCGAAGAAAUGUUUGGUGCUCCUCGACGAUAUAUGGUCCAGAGACACGUGGGAUCUUCUAACAGAUGCAUUCCCUCAAGGUGGCACUGACAGCAAGAUUUUAAUCACUACUCGAAUAAAGGAUAUAGCUCCUUAUGCAGAUCAACAUUGUUACAUCCAUCAACCUACGUGUCUCGAUGAGAAUCAAAGCUGGGAGUUGUUUAUGAAAAAAUCUUCAUAUUUUGGAAAUGAUCAAACAAAUAAGAAAGAUGCUGAAAGAAUGGAAGCACUAGGGCGAGAGAUGCUUAAAUGUUGUUCUGGUUUGCCAUUAGCUAUCAUUGUGCUCAGUGGGCUUCUGUCUACGAAACACACCGUUGAUGAGUGGGAGGACAUGAAAAGAUAUGUGGAGACAUACAUAAGUAAAGGCAGAAUGUGUGGUGACUCGGAAGGUCAUGGUGUUUCAUGGGUGUUAGGUUUGAGUUAUGAUGAAUUGCCAUUUUACUUAAAGUCUUGUUUUCUAUACUUUGCUCGUUAUCUUGAAGAUGCCAUCAUACAAGUAAAAGAAUUAUGUCUUAUGCUCAUGGCAGAAGGUUUUAUAUUGCUAAGAAGACAAUCAGCGGAAACUAUGGAAGAUGUAGCAUAUGAUUACUUAAGUGAGUUGGUGGAGAGGAGCAUGGUUCAAGUAGAAAGUUGGGGUUUAACAGGAAGAAUGAAAACAUUACGCAUUCAUGAUCUUAUGCGAGACUUGUGUGUGUCUAAAGCUCAAGAUGAGAAUUUUCUACAUGUUAUUGAUUUGAGGAAUCAGGAUCUUAGGAUUUCGCCACAUCUUAUUGAUUUGAGGAAUCAAGAAGAGCUACUAAAGCUUGGAUCUACUGUAGCAAGGAGAGUUUUCAUUGAUUCUUGUGGUUAUUCUGGUGAUUUUUUUAGUUUUGUUGAUAGCAAAAAUGGAUCUCUUAGGUGCCUUACUGUAGAUUGGGGGAUUAGAUUGGGAGUUAUCGCACAACAAGAUAUGAGACAUGUGUUUAAUAGGUUUUUCAUGCUUAGAGUUUUAAAUCUAAGUUUAGCGAUCAUUGAUAGGUUGGAGUUGCCUGAAGAAAUUGGAAAGCUUAUUCACCUAAGGUUGUUGAGUAUUAGUAUCAUGAUGGAAAAUAUCCCAUCUUCUAUUGGUAAUUUGAGAUGCCUGCAGACUUUAAAGUUAAAACCGAGGAAUUGUGAAAUAGUACCAGAUGUAAUUUGGAAGUUAGAGCAACUUAGACAUUUACACUUCACGGGGUUUAAUAAACUGGGGUUCAAGUUGAGGUUACCUAACAUUAGAAAUUUACAGACAUUGAAAGGUGUUUCAACUGAGUGUUUUGAUUGGAAUGAUAUUCUACAGUUGAGGAAUCUCAAGAAAUUAAAUAUUUUUCUGGGUGAAAAUUUGGAGAAUAUUUACCACGAUCCCCCAACCGUCACAUUUGAUUGUCUUCGGCAUUUACAACUAAAAUCUCAUAGAGUGGAUGCUAUAGAUGUUGUUCCUGUGAUAUUAAGCUACCCUCAAAUUUAUAAGCUUAAAGUGUGGGGGAGAAUAGUACAAUUACCAGAAUACAACCAAUUCUCCCCAAACCUUGUCAAGUUAAGCUUAACUAGGACUGAUCUUAAGGAUGAUCCAAUGCCAACUCUAGAAAAGCUAUCGAGUUUAAGAGUCCUUUCCUUAGAUGAUUUUAGCUACAAGGGGAAUGAGAUGGUGUGCUCAAAAGGAGGUUUCCCUCAACUGGAAUCUCUUCAGAUUAUAUAUCUAAAAAACUUAAAAGAGUGGAAGGUGGAGGAAGGAGCCUUGUCUAGUCUUCACUUUUUGAGGAUUGUUAGCUGCUGGAAAUUGAGGAGAGUUCCUGAUGGAUUAAGAUACAUUACUACGCUUGAGGAAAUGAAGAUUGAAGAUAUGCCUAGGGAAUUCAAAGAAAGGUUGGAGGAAGGAGGAGAGGAUUUUGACAGAGUAGAGCACGUCCCAUCCCGUUUAUUUAUCUAUCGGUGGUAUAAUGAAUAAUAUGAGCUGGAGCGAGAAGACGAUGAGUUAUUUGACGAUGAGUUGUUUGUAUGGGUGCUGCUCUUUCCUGUGAUUUCGCUCCACUGGUGCACAUAAAAAUAAUAU